UCCUGAAGCUGUGCUCAGUUGUUUAGUAAUGGCAGGAAAGUGGCAUUCGUUGUAUUUCCAAACACUAUGUGUUUUGGUCUGUUCUUUUUUGCAGUGCUGUUCCUCAAAGAGGUCUUCCAGCUCAGUACCCUCAAGCUCUGAUGUUUCAGCAACCUGGCCAGCAGUUUCAACAGUCAGGACAACCACAAUCUAGUCAGCAGGUUCCUCAGAAGUUUCAGCUUCAGCAGCCAGUGGCUGAGGCAGAGCCCCGUGACAAAUGUACUGUAGCUGAUUAUGAGCAGAUCCAAUGUGGACAACCUGGUAUCAGUGGAGCUGAGUGUGAAGCUAUCAACUGCUGCUUUAACGGACAGCAGUGUUACUAUGGGAGGGCUGUGACUGUCCAGUGUAUUAGAGAUGGUCAGUUUGUGGUAGUGGUGGCUAGAGAUGUUACGCUGCCUCGACUGAGUCUGGAUUCAGUCCGUCUAGUGGGUGGAAAUGAACCACCUUGUGGUCCUGUGGAUUCUACUCCUUUCUUUGCUAUAUACCAGUUUCCUGUGACCGCAUGUGGCACGAGCGUGAUUGAGGGCAGUGGAUAUGUGGUGUAUGAAAACAGAAUGACCUCCUCAUAUGAAGUAGGCGUUGGCCCAUUUGGUUCCAUCACAAGGGACAGCCAUUUUGAGCUUCUCUUCCAGUGUAGGUACUCUGCUACUGCUGUGGAAGCUCUGGUUGUGGAGGUCAACAGUGUUCCUGCACCUCCACCAGUAGCUGCUCCUGGACCUCUCAGAGUGGAGCUUAGACUGGCCAAUGGCCAAUGUGUCACCAAAGGGUGUGCCGAAGGGGAUGAGGCCUACACGUCCUACUACGGUGAUUCUGAUUAUCCCGUCACAAAAGUCCUGCGGGAGCCUGUGUAUGUUGAGGUGCGCAUUAUGGAGAGGACUGACCCCAACAUUGUCCUGAUGCUGGGACGUUGUUGGGCGACAUCAACCCCCAGUCCACUCAGUCUACCCCAGUGGGACCUUCUGAUUGCUGGAUGCCCUUACCAGGAUGACCGGUACCUGACCACACUGGUUCCAGUGACUGGAGCAUCUGGUCUUCAGUUCCCAACCCACUACAAGCGAUUUGCUGUGAAGAUGUUCACGUUUGUGGAUCCGGCAUCACUGGCUCCUCUGCAGGAAACCAUCUUCAUCCACUGCAGUACAGAGGUUUGCCAUCCCUCUUCCGGCUCUUGUGAUCAAAGCUGCGCCAGGAAAAGAAGAGCUGUUGCUGUGAAGAGCGCCACUAUUGGACAUGCUGUGGUUUCUAGUGGAGAAGUGAGACUGACUGUAUGAUUGAACAGUCUUUUAAUAAACCAUAGGACCUUAAAA
Molecule: messenger RNA, 1343 nt
Organism: Labeo rohita (rohu)
Lineage: Eukaryota; Metazoa; Chordata; Actinopteri; Cypriniformes; Cyprinidae
Product: zona pellucida sperm-binding protein 4-like
Exons: 8
Coding region: 141-1307 (388 amino acids)
Biological process (GO): prevention of polyspermy; binding of sperm to zona pellucida
Cellular component (GO): egg coat
Molecular function (GO): acrosin binding; structural constituent of egg coat
Source: RefSeq, a predicted model, not a curated record